Messenger RNA from Rhincodon typus (whale shark), 1083 nucleotides. RefSeq names its product histone H2B 7-like. Gene Ontology annotation, cellular component: nucleosome. Lineage: Eukaryota; Metazoa; Chordata; Chondrichthyes; Orectolobiformes; Rhincodontidae. Gene Ontology annotation, molecular function: DNA binding; structural constituent of chromatin; protein heterodimerization activity. The coding region runs from base 27 to 398 and encodes 123 amino acids. The record is from RefSeq and is a predicted model, not a curated record. The transcript has a single exon.
UUCUGUGUCUGAAACUGACCGUCGUUAUGGCUGAUGAGAAGAAGUCGCAGUCAACCUCCAAGAAGGGCGCAAAGAAAAUCAUCAAGAAGGCGCCAGGCAAAGGCAGCAAGAAAAGGAAACGAUCCAGGAAAGAAAGUUACUCCAUCUACAUCUACAAAGUGAUGAAGCAGGUUCACCCCGACACCGGCAUCUCCUCCAAGGCCAUGAGCAUCAUGAACUCGUUCGUUAACGAUAUUUUCGCGGGGGAGGCAUCCCGCCUGGCCCAUUACAACAAACGCAGCACCAUCAGCUCCCGGGAGAUCCAGACCGCCGUGCGGUUGCUGCUGCCUGGGGAGCUGGCCAAGCAUGCCGUGUCGGAGGGUACGAAAGCGGUGACCAAGUACACCAGCUCCAAGUGAGAUCCCACAUUGUGCUGCAAAACACGCAUCCAAAACCCAAGGGCUCUUCUCAGAGCCACCCACAACUUCAUUGAAAGAAGCUGAGCUAUUGUAUUUUCAUUACUGAUUUGCUUUAGUUUGAAAUUGAUUCUGGGGAAUCGUCUAUUUAUGCAUUUGGCUGUUUAAGUUUGUGUGAUAAGUGGUCGCUGUUCUUCUCCACUUUAUUUUCCGUUGUGUUCACAUACAGUCUCUUCCCUACCUCCAGAGAGAGAGCAAAUUAAACCAGCCAUUGAUGAUCUAAUUCUGUCAGUUAUCCUUUCAUACUCGGUCAGUUCAGUAGCUGCACGCCCUGGUGGAGGAGGAACCGUGAAGUUUAUCCAUGGGGGAAAAAAAAGUCUCCCUGUCUUUGAAUCCCCUGAAUAGGUACAUUUUGAGAUCGCUGGUCUUUUGUUUUAAUUUCCAAAUCUCCACGGGAGUUGUGUCCGUUUGGAAAAUGCUGUAAAGGAGGCUUUCUUCUGUGGGUGAGAGACUUUCAAAAUGAACCGAGAUAACCCAGAACUGGAACAGCAAAUUUGUGCUUUUGCUGAGGUAUGAUUAGGUAAGAUAAGGGACCGCGAAUUUAAAAUAUUGUCCAGAGACGGUGUUCGCUGUUAAUGCGCUCACCGGGAAGAACGAUGUCUGAUGCUUUAUCAAUAUACCGAUAGGC